Molecule: messenger RNA, 1951 nt
Organism: Zingiber officinale
Lineage: Eukaryota; Viridiplantae; Streptophyta; Magnoliopsida; Zingiberales; Zingiberaceae
Product: lecithin-cholesterol acyltransferase-like 4
Exons: 11
Coding region: 218-1810 (530 amino acids)
Biological process (GO): lipid metabolic process
Molecular function (GO): glycerophospholipase activity
Source: RefSeq, a predicted model, not a curated record
GGAGGGGAACUCCGAGCCAGAUUGCUUUUCGUCCCCUCUCUCCUCUCGUCGCAUUUCUUCCUCGGAACCCUAAUCUCGCCUUAAUACUCAAUCUGGAUUCGUGAAAUUGUCUUUGAUCUCUUAUCUUAUCUCGAUAUUGGUAUCCUUUUUCAAUUUUCGCCACCGGUUGGUUCUGUCUGCGAGUCUACCGUUCUUUAAUCUUGUUGGCUUGGUGUCCAUGCGAAUGACGAUACUGGACGAACUUAUUCGGUCGAUCGAGUUAUGGCUGAGGCUGGCCAAGGAGCAGGUGCCUCUGGUGGAUCCUAACCUCGAUCCUGUUCUGCUGGUUCCCGGGAUCGCAGGGUCGAUCCUGAAUGCCGUUGAUGAUGAUGGGAAGGAGGAACGGGUGUGGGUGCGAAUUCUUCGUGCCGAGCAUGAGUUCCAGGAGAAGGUCUGGUCGCAUUUUGAUCCUGCCACAGGUAAGACGGUUUCCUUGGAUGAUAAAACAAGAAUUAUAGUUCCUGAAGAUAGAUAUGGAUUAUAUGCAAUUGAUUGUUUGGAUCCAGAUAUGAUUGUGGGGAGGGAUGGGGUUUGCUAUUAUCAUGACAUGAUACAGGAGAUGAUUAAGUGGGGUUAUCAAGAGGGCAAAACUCUUUUUGGGUUUGGAUAUGAUUUUCGCCAGAGUAAUAGAUUUCAGGACACUCUUGACAAGUUCUCUGCGAAGCUAGAAUCAGUAUAUGUCUCAUCUGGUGGAAAGAAGAUGAGCAUUAUAACCCACUCUAUGGGAGGGCUGCUUGUGAAGUGCUUCAUGAGUCUUUACAGUGAUAUUUUUGAGAAAUACGUAAAGGGCUGGAUUGCAAUUGCUGCACCAUUUCAAGGGGCACCUGGAUACAUUACCACCAGUCUCCUAAAUGGUAUGUCCUUUGUAGAAGGUUGGGAGGGGAAUUUUUUCAUCACCAAAUGGAGUAUGCAACAACUGCUUAUUGAAUGCCCUUCCAUAUAUGAGUUGAUGGCACGUCCCAACUUUAGUUGGGAUGUUGUUCCUCUUUUGCAAUUAUGGAAGGAGAAGCAUGAUGAUUCCGAAACACCUGGUACAUUGCUGGAGUCUUAUGAACCUCUUGAAGCUAUAUCUUUGAUUAAUGAAGCUCUUGCAAAGAAUACGGUUUCAUAUGGAGACAUGCAGGUUCCUUUACCGUUGAAUAUAGAGAUUUUGAGAUGGGCAAAUGAAACUAGUGAAAUUUUAUCACGUGCUAAGCUCCCAAACAGUGUGAAAUUUUACAACAUAUAUGGGACUCAUAAUGACACACCACAUAGUGUCUGUUAUGGGAGCCAAGAAUCACCAAUUUCAGAUGUAGAGCAAUUAGUGUCUGCCGAGGCUAAAUACAUUUGCGUCGAUGGUGAUGGAACAGUCCCUACCGAGUCGGCAAAGGCGGAUGGCUUUGAUGCGGUCGCAAGAGUUGCGGUUCCUGCAGAUCACCGAGGAAUAAUCUACGAUCGGCAUGUUUUCCGGAUACUUCAGCACUGGCUGAAUGCAGGCGAACCAGAUCCGUUCUACAAUCCUCUCAACGACUACGUGGUCUUGCCCACUGCAUUUGAGUUUGAGAAGCACACCGAGAAAAGUAUGCAGGUGACCACCGUGAAGGAAGACUGGGAAAUCAUAUCGUCGGCAGACGCCAACGAGAAGAGACCAGGUGAUCUUCCAGCCAUGGUAGGUUCUGUAUCCGUGUCGUCCGGUGGGGACAAUGAGCGAGCUCAGGCCACUGUUGUUGUGCACCCUCAAAGCCACGUCAGGCAGCAUGUUGAAGUCAUGGCAGUCAGUGUAACCAUGUAAAUACUAAUUUAAUACCAGGAAGGUGAAAUAUGCAAUCUAGUGAUAAUCCAUGUUAUAUUAAAAUAAAUCAUGUACAAAAAUAUUUGUUAUUUGCUGUAUGCAUUUGUAACAAAAAUAAAAUGAAAAUUAAUUGCUUCUGUA